Messenger RNA from Colletotrichum spaethianum, 2592 nucleotides. Its product is annotated as putative mitochondrial carrier. The record is from RefSeq and is a predicted model, not a curated record. NCBI's taxonomy places the organism in Eukaryota, Fungi, Ascomycota, Sordariomycetes, Glomerellales, Glomerellaceae. Gene Ontology annotation, molecular function: carnitine O-acetyltransferase activity. Gene Ontology annotation, cellular component: mitochondrion. Bases 1 to 2592 code for a protein of 863 amino acids. The transcript has 3 exons. Gene Ontology annotation, biological process: carnitine metabolic process.
AUGCCCACUCAAGUUCGUAUCUUUUCGCGACCUAGGCCCCUCGGCGAGACUCUCGAAAAGACCACCUCUCUAUCCUCAGUUCCUCGCUCCGUCCCAGACACCACUGACCAACUUUGGAAACAAGACGAACCGUCGAAACCGAAAGAGAGCACCAAAGACGCCCGCUCUAUGGCAGUAUACACCGAAAAAUCCGUCGAGGGCGGUGUCACAUUCGCUGGCCAGGACAAGCUCAAACACCUGCCCAUCCCCGAGUUGGAGGUUACCGCGCAGAAGUACCUUACAGCUCUCAAGCCGCUACAGUCCGCACGGGAACAUUCCGAGACCAAGCAAGCCGUCGAGGAAUUUCUGAGGAACGAUGGCCCGCUUCUGCAGGAGAAGUUGAAGACUUACGCCCAGGACAAGACCAGCUACAUUGAACAAUUCUGGUAUGACUCUUACCUGAACUUUGACAACCCGGUUGUUCUCAACCUGAACCCCUUUUUCCUGCUGGAAGAUGACCCCACUCCCGCAAGAAACAAUCAGGUGACGCGGGCGGCAUCGCUCGUCGUGUCGGCUCUGGAGUUCGUCAGAGCCGUUCGCAAGGAGGAGCUCCCUCCCGACAACAUCAAAGGCCAGCCCCUCUGCAUGUACCAGUACUCGAGGCUCUUUGGGACAGCACGCGUGCCCACGGAAAAUGGGUGCCAAAUCGAGCAGGACCCAGACUCGAAGCACAUUAUCGUCAUGUGCCACGGGCAGUUCUACUGGUUCGACGUUUUGGACGACAACAACGACCUCAUCAUGAGCGAGAAGGACGUGUCCAUCAACCUGCAGACCAUCAUCGACGACGCCGCACAGACACCGAUUCAAGAUGCGGCCAAGGGAGCGCUCGGCGUGCUGAGCACGGAGAACCGGAAGAUCUGGUCGGGACUGAGAGACGUCCUGACCAGGGAGGAAGGCUCCAACAACGCCGACUGUCUGGGCAUCGUCGACUCGGCAUUGUUCGUCCUGUGCCUGGACUACACGGAGCCGGUCGACGCCGACGCACUGUGUGGUAACAUGCUAUGCGGCACCAGUCUGGUCGAGAAGGGCGUGCAGAUCGGGACCUGCACCAACAGAUGGUACGACAAGCUGCAGAUCAUUGUGUGCAAGAACGGCAGCGCCGGCAUCAACUUUGAGCACACGGGCGUCGACGGCCACACGGUCCUGAGGUUCGCCAGCGACGUGUACACGGACACGAUACUGCGCUUCGCCAGGACCAUCAACGGCCAGGCCCCCACCCUCUGGGCCACCACCAGUCCCGACCCGGCCAAGCGGGACCCCGACAGCUUCGGCGAGGUUGACCCCACCCCGCACAAACUGGAGUGGGACAUGAGCCCGGAACUCAGCAUCGCCGUACGCUUCGCCGAGACCCGGCUGGCCGACCUCAUUGAGCAGAACGAGUUCAAGACGCUCGACUUUAAGCACUACGGCAAGAACUUUAUGACGUCGAUGGGAUUUUCCCCGGACGCCUUUGUGCAGAUGGCCUUCCAGGCCGCCUACUACGGCCUUUACGGCCGCGUUGAGUGCACCUACGAGCCCGCCAUGACUAAGAUCUUCCUGCACGGCCGCACCGAGGCGAUCCGCAGCGUGUCCGAGGAGUCGGUCAACUUUGUCCAGACCUUUUGGGCCGACAACCCGGCCGAGCACAAGGUCGAGGCCCUCCGCAAGGCGUGCCAGCGCCACGUCAACACCACCCGCGAGUGCGCAAAGGCCGAGGGCUGCGACCGCCACCUCUACGCCCUCUUCUGCACCUGGCAGCGGUCCAUGGACGACGACGUCGCCAGCAGCUCCAACGGCUACUCGAGCCCCGUCGACGGGUACUCGGAGCGGGACGAGUCCGCCGUCGGCAGCCCCGGCAGGGACUCGGUCCUGUCGCUCAACGGCGCCGAGGUACAGUCGGCGGGCCGCGCGCGGGGGGACAGCACCAACUCGCGCAACGGCCACGGCCAUGGCCACGGGUCCGCGAUGCCGCACAUUUUUGCCGACUCCGGAUGGGACAAGCUCAACAACACCAUCAUGUCGACGUCCAACUGCGGCAACCCGUCGCUGCGGCAGUUCGGCUUCGGGCCGACGUCGGGCGACGGCUUCGGCAUCGGGUACAUCAUCAAGGACGAGGGCAUCUCCAUCUGCGUGUCGAGCAAGCACCGGCAGACGAAGCGCUUCGUCGACACCCUCGAGAGCUACCUCCUCGAGGUGCGGCGCAUCCUGCGCAUCACGUCCCGCCGCGGCACGGGCGUCCGGCAGACCCGCGCCCGGGAGCUCGACCAGCAGACCCGGCCGAAGCCGCCCAAGGGCAUCAAGUCCCGCGGCCGGCUCAUCACCGCGCAGGACGCCAUCAAGCCGUCCGUGGCGCGGUCGUCGACGGGCACGCAGUCGCCGACCGAGGAGAGCGUCACGCUCAGCGAGGACGACGAACUCGGCGGAUAUGGCUUCUUCGACGCCGGCAUGCUCCUCCAGGCCCUCAAGGCGCGCGGGGAGAACAUGGACAGCGGGGAGACGAAGCCCUCGGAGCGGGCGGCCGUGCAGGCGCGCCGCAGGGAGAUUGGCAAGAAGCUGCGGCUGAUCGACUACUAG